Molecule: messenger RNA, 898 nt
Organism: Phanerochaete carnosa HHB-10118-sp
Lineage: Eukaryota; Fungi; Basidiomycota; Agaricomycetes; Polyporales; Phanerochaetaceae
Exons: 4
Coding region: 1-546 (181 amino acids)
Source: RefSeq, a predicted model, not a curated record
AUGGCCUCCAACAUUCGCUCGCAGAGUUCUCAUCACUCGUUUAUGGAUUACAGUGAUGAUAUCCAUGCGAACCUCCCAGGCGUCAUCGUUCCCCAAGCAGCCUACGUGCCCCAGCAUGGACAGAUGGUCAAUCCACCUCUGCCGAGCAUUCGCUUCGUACACAACAACAUUCCCGCUAUACGCCUCCGGGACGCACUGGCCUCUCCCAACCUCCCUGGGCUUCGCGGAGCGAGGACAGCACCCACGCUGUCCAACACAGGAAUGAGGGUUACUCUUCGUAUCCAUUGGCCUGGAUACCCAAACUGGCGCCAGGAGAACGGCAUAGACCUCUUCGACCACACGUACCAAGCGAACCCCCUGACGUUCGAGCGCAUUGCGCACAAGGUGGCGCGGCUCGUCAAGAUGUUCUACGACGAUAUGCAGCACAACGUCGGAACUGAGCCUAGCUGGCAGCUCCAGGGGAUUCCGUUCGACAACCUCUAUCUCGUGGAGCUGCGUCACGUCUCUAGAGGCAGCUGGCAGCCAGUUAUCUGCUGGAACCCCUAAGUGACACCUGUGCGCCUGUGCAUACACGGCAGGCAGGUAAUUAAGGCUUUUCACGAGCUCGGAGUCCCCCAACAGCGUGUUUUUUUUGUACGAUUUCGAGUAUCGUCGCGGUCGUGGUGACCCAUUCAUUGUAGCCAUAUUAUUGUAGACUAGACACACCCUAGAUUGCCGGAUUAUGGACGUAGCUACGUUAUUAACAUUAUUAGACGAGGGUGAACAGCUCCAAGAUCAGCUUACGAUAGGGCGUCGUUGCAUAUUCCGCCCAUGCCGGUGAGCUAUAGCAGCGGGUGACAUGGUAAAGCUGAAGUCGGAGAUCGUGGUGGUAGUCUUCUGCACGGAGCGCUGAGUCUGC